Molecule: messenger RNA, 2358 nt
Organism: Salarias fasciatus (jewelled blenny)
Lineage: Eukaryota; Metazoa; Chordata; Actinopteri; Blenniiformes; Blenniidae
Gene: ect2l
Product: epithelial cell transforming 2 like
Exons: 20
Coding region: 1-2358 (785 amino acids)
Molecular function (GO): protein binding; guanyl-nucleotide exchange factor activity
Source: RefSeq, a predicted model, not a curated record
AUGCAGCAGAACGGAGAGCAAGGCUUCAGCUGCUGGACGCCUCUGAGCAACAAGCAGCGCAACGUUCAGCUGUUUGAGCAGCGCCUGGUUCUGGUUCUCCACUGGUUCCAGAUGUGGAACCAGCAGCAGAGGAAACAGCUGCUGGAGCAACUGCUGAGGACCAGCAGCAGCAGGGAGCAGAGGUUCUGCAGAGACCUCCUGACCCGGGUCCUCCCAGAGACCCGGCUGGACUUCAGCAGGGUUCUGCCCCGGACCCUGAGCCUCCACAUCCUGGCCUUCCUGACCCCCCAGGACCUCUGCAGGGCUGCGGGGGUCUGCUGGACCUGGAGGGUCCUAGCUGAGCAGGACUGCCUGUGGACCGGGCCCUGCAUCAGGAGGGGCUGGUUCCUGCCUUACAGUCCUGGGCCCAAAGAGUUCGGGUCCUGGAAAAACCACUAUGUGUGGUGCGUCGGCUCCCUGGACUGGAAUCGAACCAGCAACCCCCGAGAGGAGCAGAGCGGGGAGUCCAGGACCAGGAGGGUCCAAGGUGGGGUUCUGGGUCUGCCAGAGUCCAGGACCGGGUUCCAGACCAGGACUCUGGAGAAGCUUCAGACCAGCUCCACCCUGCUGCUGCUCAUCUCCAACUCCAUGCCGGCCUACGAGGUGCUGCUGAGCGGGCUGCAGCUGGGGGUGCAGGCGGAGCUGCUGGACCACAGGGGGUGCCUCCCCGCCCUGCUAGCCCAGGCUCAGAGGGCCGCCCGGGGCAGGAGGGUCCGCAGGAUCGGCCUGCUGGUUCCAGGAGGAACUCAAGAAGUCCAGCUUCUUAAAAAUUGUGUGGUCUCAGCAGAGACUCUACGGAACCUGGAGCUCAAGGAAUUCUGGGCAAAACUGAGCGAGCUGCUGGAUCCUGGUGUGGAGGAGAGAGGGAUCGAUCUCUUCUGCCCCCUGGCUGCAUCCGCAUCCGGCAUCUCCGUCCUGAAGGUUCUCUCGGUUCUCACCCAGGCUGAGGUUCUCUCUCCCAUGGGGUUCUCCACCGGAACCUUCCAGAGCAUCCUCAGCCCCUGGUCGGACUUUGGGUUCCGCUCCAUUCCCCCGGGGGUUCCUGCUCUGAGGUUCCUGCACCGGAAUGUUCUGCAGGCCUGGUGCAGGCAGGCCCAGUGGAUGGAGAAGGUUCUAGAGCGGAUCAGGAUCUCCUUCAGGACGGAACUGCAGAGAGAGGGUUCCAGGAUCCGGGGACGACUUCUGGGUCAUUUCCUGUGGGAUCAGCUCCAGCUGGACAUUCUCCAUGUUCCUUCAGAACUCAGUGAGUCCCUGACUGAAGAAUUGAGGGUUCUGUCAGGACCGGAUCAGGAUCAGACAGCUCUGGACUGGAGAGGAGCGGUGGUCACAGAUCUCCACAACAGCGAACGGCUCUAUCUGGAAAGACUGUGUGGCAUCCAGAAGGUUUACCAGCAGCCUCUGGCUGAGAGUCUGAGCUGCAGCAGAGAGAUUCUGAGCUUCACUGAGAUCCAGAUCAUCCUCAGGCCAGUAGAGCAGAUCCUGGAGGUCAACAGGUUGUUCGAGGCAAAUCUCGGUGUUCGUCUGUCCCGCUGGGGACCGGAUCGCUGCAUCGGAGACGUUUUCAAAAAGCUGUGUUCCAACCUGAGAGUCUACAGCAACUAUUUCAACAACCUCCACAUGGCGGUUUCCACCGUGGACCGGUGCAGAGAAACCAAACCGGCGUUCCGCUGCUUCCUGAAGAGAGUGGACAGAACCGUCAACACUCACAUGAUGAGCCUGCUGGAGCUCCUGCUGACCCCGGUGAUUCGAAUCGAGGAAUACGUGACUCUGCUUCAGGCUCUAAAGCUUCACACCGAGCAGAAUCACCCCGAUUGGCCUGACGUCUGCUCCAGUCUGGAGACCAUGAUGACAUUCAGGGAGUUCGUCCAGAAGUUGAAGUUUAACUCAGAAGCUGAUGAAGUGAUGGACGAGACACAGAAGAUAAUCCAGAACUGUCCAACGCUCCGUGAAGGAAACCGUCAACUCCUGCUCCGUCAGGACGCUGCCUUGCUCAUUAGCUCCAGGGAAACCCUCCCAGACUCCCUCAGAAUCUUUCAGGAGUUCUCGGACGUCACCCUCUUCCUGUUCAGCGACGCCCUGGUCCUGACCCGCCGGGCCACUAGCCACGCCCCCUUCACCCUGAUCCCCCGCGUGGAGCACGUAUUCAAUUCCUCCGUUGCUCUGGACAGCCUGUCGGUCCGGGAGAUCAAACACAGUCCCUAUGUGGGCCGGGCCCUGGUCCUGGAUGGACCCUCCACCUCCUGGGUCUGUUUCCUGGAGGACGAAGAGGAGAGGGAGCACUUCCUCAUCGUCCUGCGAUCGGCUUUGCUGGGGCGAUGA